AUGACCGAAUAUGAUUUUCUCUUCAAGGUUGUUCUAAUUGGUGACUCUGGAGUUGGCAAAUCGGGACGCGCGACUGCUCAUAUACAUCACCCAGUUCUCUCGCGAUUCACUCGUAAUGAGUUCAACCUGGAGUCGAAAUCAACAAUUGGUGUCGAGUUCGCGACACGCUCGAUUACUGUCGACGCUAAGACGGUGAAAGCACAGAUAUGGGAUACUGCAGGCCAAGAGCGUUACCGCGCGAUCACCUCUGCGUACUACCGUGGUGCUGUUGGUGCUCUGUUGGUGUACGACAUUGCUAAACAUGCAACGUACGUCAACGUGACGCGGUGGUUGAAGGAGCUCCGGGAUCACGCUGACUCGAACAUUGUUAUCAUGCUUGUUGGAAACAAGAGUGACUUGAAACACUUGAGGGCAGUUCCCACUGAGGAGGCAAAGUCUUUUGCAACGGAGAACGAACUUUCGUUUAUCGAGACUUCGGCGCUGGACGCAUCAAAUGUCGAGUCAGCUUUUCAAACCAUCCUUACGGACAUCUACCGGAUCGUCUCAAGCAAGUCGCUUGAGCAGUCUGCUGACCCCAUCAAGGGACCCACUAGUGAUACUAUUCCUGUAGCGAUUGACUCAUCUACACCUGCAACAGGUAGCAAGUGCUGUUAG
Molecule: messenger RNA, 654 nt
Organism: Suillus subaureus
Lineage: Eukaryota; Fungi; Basidiomycota; Agaricomycetes; Boletales; Suillaceae
Product: GTPase
Exons: 6
Coding region: 1-654 (217 amino acids)
Biological process (GO): exocytosis
Cellular component (GO): recycling endosome
Molecular function (GO): GTPase activity; GTP binding
Source: RefSeq, a predicted model, not a curated record